Molecule: messenger RNA, 1168 nt
Organism: Trichosurus vulpecula (common brushtail)
Lineage: Eukaryota; Metazoa; Chordata; Mammalia; Diprotodontia; Phalangeridae
Gene: EIF2B1
Product: eukaryotic translation initiation factor 2B subunit alpha
Exons: 9
Coding region: 152-1069 (305 amino acids)
Biological process (GO): translational initiation
Cellular component (GO): eukaryotic translation initiation factor 2B complex
Molecular function (GO): guanyl-nucleotide exchange factor activity; translation initiation factor activity
Source: RefSeq, a predicted model, not a curated record
GCUGGGAAAUUGGUCCCUGCCCGGCAGUGGGCCGGCCGCGCGUGCCGCGGUCUGGGCUGUCAGUCACGGCGGCCGCUCGCCCUAGGAGAGGUUGGUGGAGGCGCGGUCGGCUCCGCGGUUGUGUCGUGCUUCUUGCUGUCGCCGAGGCGCCAUGGACGACACGGAUUUGAUAGAGUACUUUAAUUCCCAAAUGAAAGAAGAUCCCGAUGUAGCUUCUGCUGUGGCUGCCAUCCGCACCUUACUUGAAUUCUUAAAGAGAGACAAAGGGGAGACAAUUCAGGGUUUGAGAGCAAACCUCAAAAAUGCCAUUAAAAUCCUGUGCAGCGUCGAUUCUUCCGUGGCAGUCUCCUCCGGUGGAGAGCUCUUCCUUCGAUUCAUCAGUCUCACCUCCCUGGAGUACUCAGAUUACUUGAAGUGUAAAACGAUCAUGAUUGAGCGAGGAGAGCUUUUUCUCAGGAGGAUCUCACUUUCCAGAAGUAAAAUUGCCGACCUGUGCCAUACUUUCAUCAAAGAUGGAGCUAGGAUAUUAACUCAUGCCUACUCACGAGUGGUGCUCAGAGUCCUGGAGAGAGCAGCUGCAGCCAAGAAACGCUUCAGUGUGUACAUCACGGAGUCCCAACCUGACUUGUCCGGGAAGAAAAUGGCCAAAGCUCUCAGCAGUUUGAAUGUGCCAGUCACUGUGAUUUUAGAUGCUGCUGUUGGCUACAUCAUGGAGAAAGUGGAUCUCGUGAUAGUAGGUGCAGAAGGAGUUGUUGAAAAUGGCGGCAUCAUUAACAAGAUUGGAACCAAUCAGGCAGCUGUGUGCGCCAAGGCGCAGAACAAGCCCUUCUAUGUAGUCGCAGAAAGUUUCAAGUUUGUCCGACUCUUUCCACUGAAUCAGCAAGAUGUGCCGGAUAAGUUUAAGUACAAAGCAGCUACACUAAAGUCUAUUGGAACUGGACAAGAUCUCAAAGAAGAACACCCCUGGAUUGACUACACCCCGCCUUCCUUGAUCACACUGCUGUUCACGGACCUUGGGGUGCUGACGCCCUCGGCAGUCAGCGAUGAACUCAUCAAGCUUUACCUCUAGCUCCCAGUCCUCUGACCAUCAGAUUUACCAAAAGCACAGGGCGAUGACCCAAGACAAAGUGGAGUAAAUAAAACUUCCAGGCUUCACGGACUAUUUCAA